CACUGUCGGAGCGCUUCCGGUGAAAGGAGAAAGCAUUUCCCCCCAUCUCGGCACCAUUUAUCGACAACAUUUUAUUUUAAUCUGCGAACGAUAUCGUAUACGAAUAUCUGGAUGACACACUUGUUUAUCUGUUCGCGAUAAUAUAGUUGUAGAUUUCAUAGCUGAUGUAUUCUCGUAAAAAAAAUACUUAAUCGGUGUAAAGUGAAAGUAGAAGUGUCGUGGAACAUGACUGGCUGAUAUGAAGUUUGUAAGGGACUGGUUAUGACUGAGCACAUAUUUUGACCAUAUGCUAAUUCCUUGGCUACAUUGCAGAAAUGUUCAAAUGUACAUUUGAUAUUUUCUGUCGAAGAUUUUUUACACACAAACUGAGAACUAAAAUCAUGGAGAGCAUUUUGUGUUGUAACACGACCAUCGAUUUCACACAACCAUACAUAUGAGGUCAUAGUAUCUAAAGUCCAAUAAUAUAUUUGCCAAUUUAUCAUUGGAAGAAUGGCUUUUUGAAAACCGAGAUCUUUCAAAGUACUCUGUACUUCUUAUGUGGAAGAACAAACCAUGUGUCGUGAUCGGACGACAUCAAAACCCUUGGUUGGAGUGUAACAUUUCAAAGGCUAUAGGUAUGUCAGUGGAUGUUGUUCGUCGUGGUAGUGGUGGGGGAACAGUGUACCAUGAUGAAGGAAAUCUUAACUGUUCCUUCAUAAUGGAUAAAUGUCGAUAUGAUAGACAUAGAAAUCUCCAAUUUGUCAUCGAUGCAAUAAAGUCGAGAUGGGAUAUAGACCUUGAGAUCAAUGAAAGAGAUGACAUCAUCCUUGAUCAAUUAUAUAAGGUGUCCGGUACAGCAUCACGCCUGACUCGGACAAAGACCUACCACCACUUCACACUUCUGUACAGGACUGACACAGAAAAGCUGCACAAACUCCUCACAAGUCCAUUUGGGACAGGGGUAGAUUCCAAGGCUACAAAGAGUGUGUCGUCACAGGUGAGAAACAUGUCUGACUACGCAACGGAAAUGGACUUCAACUGUCUCGUACAAGUGAUCGGACAACAUUUCCACCGUGCAGGACUUGACCAGGAGAUUGAUCAACAGAAGUUGGGUGAAAUCAGGUUUGUGGAGCCAACAGACAGUAAAAUGUUUCCAGGACUUAACAAAAUACAAUCCACUCUAGAAGACUGGGAAUGGAUUUAUGGAAAAACACCCAAAUUCUGGUUAAAAAAGAAUUACUGUAAAGUUCUAGAUGGAACACAAGUAACAGUUACCAUAGCAACAGAAAUAAAUAAAGGACGGAUAAAUCAACUCAACAUCACUUAUCCCAGUACAAAUCACAGUGAUGAGAUGGACAGUAUCCUCACAUAUAUAAGAGAAGCCUUCAUUGGUCAGAGAUUUUGGAUAGCUGAGCUGGAAGUGUUGAUGCAUAACCUAAAGCAACAUGAAACUAUUGGUAACCAUGGAAACAAUGCUUUAUUUAACUGGAUAUUGUGUUGUUUAAAAGAUACAUUGCAUAUAAAUGUAUGAAUUUAAUUACUCUGUACAUGCAUCUGUUUGCUUAUUUUUAAUAGAUUUUGUUUUCUUAU
Messenger RNA from Pecten maximus, 1569 nucleotides. RefSeq names its product lipoyltransferase 1, mitochondrial-like. The record is from RefSeq and is a predicted model, not a curated record. Bases 536 to 1510 code for a protein of 324 amino acids. Gene Ontology annotation, biological process: protein lipoylation. NCBI's taxonomy places the organism in Eukaryota, Metazoa, Mollusca, Bivalvia, Pectinida, Pectinidae. Gene Ontology annotation, molecular function: lipoyltransferase activity. Gene Ontology annotation, cellular component: mitochondrion; cytoplasm. The transcript has 4 exons.